UCUCUCUCUCUCACAUACAGACUUUACUUGCUGUUUUCUUAUUUGUUUUGUUUUCUUCAUUCGCAGUUUUCGAGUUCUUCCUUUCUUCAACCAAAACCAAAAACAAAAACAAAAAGAAACUCAGAUAACUAGUUCUUAUUAAGGAAGAAGAUACUUAUUGCUUAAGUGAGUCAUUAUCCUCCUCCAUUGAUUCUCUUCUUCUACUAGGAUUUUUACUGCCAAAGCAGUAUGGUACCUCAAGGGCAGAGAAGAAACAACCAUAGAGGAGGUUCUUCUUCAAUUCAAGCUGAGUAUCUUAUUCAGAUUCAAGAGAUUAAACCAUGGCCACCAUCUCAAUCUUUACGGUCUCUUCGCUCCGUGUUGAUUCAAUGGGAAAAUGGUGAUCGAAAUGCCGGGUCUACUAAACCUGUUAGUCCUUCUCUUGGCUCUGGUACUGGGGAUGGGAAAAUCAAGUUUAAUGAGACUUUUAGGAUUCCUGUUACUCUGUGUAGAGAGAUUGGUGUGAAAGGUGGGUACGGAGAGACGUUCGAGAAGAAUUGCUUAGAGUUUAAUUUGUAUGAGCCUCGGAGAGAUAAGACAGUGAGAGGUCAGUUGUUAGGAACUGCUGUUGUGGAUCUGGCUGAAUAUGGUCUUCUUACUGACAAAGUUGUUGUAAGUUCUCCAAUGAAUUGUAAACGCAGCUUUAGGAAUUCAAUACAGCCACAUUUGUUUGUGAAGAUCCAACCACUUGAUAUACAUAGCGCCAGCUCCUCCUCGUCAAUGGAGAGCUUGUCUAAAGAUGAAUCUAUUAGCAACAAGAGUAGCAAUGAGUUGGUAUCUGCAUUGAUUACUGGAGAAAAUGCUGAAGAAUCUGAGAUUAUGUCGUUCACUUACGACGAUGUCUCAUCUCAUUCAUCGUUAAUUCUUUCUUCUUCUGCUUUGUCGACUAGCCCGGCUGCCUUGCCAACACAAAGUGAAGAGAACGUAUCAGAAGGAGUGGGGAAGAUAGCAGCGAACUCAGUUCCUGUUGCAGAACGUUCAGGAACAGGAAACCUAGUAGCGAACUCAGUUCUGAAACUUGAGGCUGCAAAGCCAGAGGUGAAGCAUUUGACAGAAGCAUUUAAUCGUCUAGAUGCAUAUAAACCUGGGGAAGAUACAAAAGCUUGGGCAAAGUGUAGAAGUUGGCAAGAAGAAGUUGGAAGUAUUAGUGGUAGACAUGCUGGUCUUAGGAAAGAAAAAUAUGAAGAUGAUGGACAGGAGGAAGUCAACCCUGGAGAUGCUGAGGUGAAGGGUAAUAUGCUAAUCAGCAAUAGACAAAAGCCUGUAAUGUCUUUUCAAUCACCACAUGAUUCAUGUAGGAGACGUGGUUCUUUAAGCGAGAAUCAGUUUAUGGAAGUUGUCAAGGAAAUUGAUAUUUCAGAAGAUGGUCAGAACAGUCCCAAAAGCUUCAAAGGAAGUGAAAGGAAAAACAGUGGUGUUGUUCAAAGAGAAGGUAGAGACAGUAUCUCCGAUACCAAACUCCGGCACUUAGAGCAUAGAAUACAGAAGCUAGAAGGAGAGCUGAGAGAAGCUGCUGCAGUUGAAGUUUCUCUUUAUGCAGUCGCUGCUGAACAUGGGAGUUCUGCAAAUAAAGUUCACGCUCCGGCUCGCCGCCUUUUUAGACUAUAUACUCGUGCAUGUAAGCAAAAGCUAAAGGAAAGGAAAGCAACUGCUGCUAAAAGUGCGGUUUCAGGAUUAGCUUUGGUUGCAAAAGCAUGUGGAAGUGAUAUCCCAAGAUUAACUUUCUGGCUCUCAAAUUCAGUGUUCUUGAGAAACAUUGUCGUCCAAUUUGUGGAAGACUCACAACAACCAUCGGCUUCUUCCUCAAUGUGCGUUGAAAAUAAUGGAGGUGGAAAAGGACGCGGUAAAAGCUUCCCAACAAAUUCGAGAGAGUCCAGUCCUGUCAACAAGGACAAAAUGUUUCUAUCUACUAAGAAGUUUGAUGACUGGGAGAACUCACAAACAUUUGUAAAUGCGCUGGAAAAGAUUGAAGCUUGGAUCUUCUCUCGAAUUAUCGAGUCUUUAUGGUGGCAGAUCUUUACACCAUUUAUGCAGUCUGCUCCUAAGAAGCCAACCAAAGAACAUAAUAAGGUUUCUUAUGAAAUGAUGCCAAGUAGAGGAGAUGAGCAGGUAAACUAUUCAUUAGACCUGUGGAGAAAUGCAUUCAAGGAUGCCUACGAGAGACUUUGUCCAGUACGAGCUGGUGGGCACGAGUGUGGUUGCUUGCAUGUUCUGCCUAGAUUGGUAAUGGAACAGUGUGUGGGCAGACUGGAUAUGGCCAUGUUCAAUGCAAUUCUUCGUGAAUCAGCUGAUGACAGCCCGACAGAUCCUAUCUCUGAUCCCAUUAGUGAUUCUCGCGUUCUACCUGUUCCAGCUGGGAACUCAAGCUUUGGUUUGGGUGCACAACUUAAAAAUGCUAUUGGUAACUGGUCAAGAUGUCUAACGGAUCUAUUGGGUAAAGAUGAUAAGGAAGUUCAGAAUGAGAUUGACGGCUGUGAAUGUGAAUCAUUGUUCAAAUCUUUUCAUCUACUUGGUGCAUUGAGUGAUCUCAUGAUGCUUCCCAAGGACAUGCUGUUAGAUGGGUCAGUCAGAAAAGAGGUAUGCCCUACAUUUGGUGCAGCUUUAAUCAAGAAGAUUUUGCAAAACUUUGUGCCGGAUGAGUUUUGUCCAGACUCUGUUCCAGAAAUCGUUUUCGAAGCACUUGACUCGAAGGGGCUUACUGACGAUGUGGAAGGAUCAAUCGAAAGUAUCCCAGCCAAUACCAUUCCAAUAACCUAUUUUCCACCUACACCUGUGUCACUUGCCGAUAUAGUAAAAGCUCAAAAUGACUCUAAGCUGAAGCGGUGUGGGUCCUUUAUUCUUAGAAAAUCUCAUACUAGUGACGAUGAGCUUGAAGAACUUGAUUCACCUCUGAAUUCAAUUAUCCCUAACAACCUCCAAAGUUCUGUUACGUCAAAUUGGAAACCAAAGAAAAAUGAAGGUCAGAAUCCCAUCAGAUAUCAACUUCUGCGUGAAGUAUGGAAAGAUGGAAAUUCCAUAUAGGUCUCGGCCCUGUCAUUGUUCUGUUUUAAUAUGCAGGAGUAAAAUGGAUGCCAGUCAUAAAUUUUGGGACUAUCUUCAGUUUAAGGAUAAUUCAUUUCCACUGUAGCUUUAUUCCCAACAUUUCUUUGUCUAAAGUGUGUUUCUUAAUUAUGUUUUACCAAAUCUGGUUACUGCUUCAAGUAAUCACAACUUGGAAAA
This is a messenger RNA of Papaver somniferum (opium poppy), 3258 nucleotides long. RefSeq lists its product as uncharacterized. The transcript has 9 exons. Bases 229 to 3060 code for a protein of 943 amino acids. Gene Ontology annotation, cellular component: nuclear pore. NCBI's taxonomy places the organism in Eukaryota, Viridiplantae, Streptophyta, Magnoliopsida, Ranunculales, Papaveraceae. The record is from RefSeq and is a predicted model, not a curated record.